AUGGUCCUCAAGGUCUACGGUAGCCCCGCCUCGAUCUGCACUAAGCGCGUCGCACUCGUUCUCCAUGAGAAGAAAGUGUCUUUCGAGCUGCACGUCAUCGACCUUGCAAAGGGAGAGAACAAGUCGCCCGAGUACCUCUCAAAGCAACCGUUCGGGCAGAUUCCGUAUAUCGACGACGACGGUUUCAUCCUCUACGAAAGCCGCGCCAUUGCAGCUUACAUUGCCGCCAAGUACCCUGAGCAAGGAACGAGGGGAUUGAUACCCAAGCCAAAGCGCUUUUCCUCCAGGCCGCGUCCGUUGAGCUCGCCAACUUCGAUGAUGUUUGAUAUGACGACGAACCAGGCGGUCGUCGACGACCAAGUUGGUCAGCUCGCUGCCAGAUUGGACGUGUAUGACCAGAUUUUGAGCAAGCAGAAGUACGUCGCCGGAAAUGAGCUCACCUUGGCUGACCUGUACCAUCUCCCUUAUGCCUCCUUGCUCGGCGCGGCAGGCUCCGACGUCCUCGAGAAGAGGCCCAACUUCCUUAGAUGGUACAAGGUCAUUUCUUCCCGGGCAUCCUGGCAAGCCAUCAAGGAUGGCGUCAAGGGCACUGCUUGA
Messenger RNA from Cyclocybe aegerita, 597 nucleotides. The record is from the annotation of a GenBank genome assembly. Lineage: Eukaryota; Fungi; Basidiomycota; Agaricomycetes; Agaricales; Hemipholiotaceae.